AUGCGGUGGAGAAAACUGCAUCUGUUCUACCGUGCCGUAUGCGCAUGGCAAGCACGAGCAUCCUUCGAGAUCAUGUUAAGAAGAUUGGGUCAUGCUCCAGGGAAAAGAAAGGUAUAUUGUUGUUGUUGAUGAUUUGUGGGAUGCACGAACUUGGGAUACAAUUUGGUCUGUUUUUCCUGAGAAUGGUAUGGGUUGCAUAGUAAUUCUGACCACGCGAAAGGAAGAUCUGGCUUCCAAGUCAUCCUAUCACUAUGGUCACUUCAGUUACAGAAUGAAGCCUCUAAUCGACCAUGAGUCAAGAAUUUUAUUUUCCAGGAGCAUGUUUGGCUCAGAAAACCAUUGCACUUCCCGUUUUAGAGAAGUUUCAGAUGAAAUCUUGAGCAAGUGCAGUGGAAUUCCACUUGCAAUUAUUCUUGUAGCUAGACUACUAGCUAAUCGACCAUCACCACUAAGAGAAGAAUGGGAGGGUAUUCGGGAUUCUAUAGGCAUACAGGAAUCUGGCACAAACCCCACCUGGGAAAGGAUGAGGCAAAUUUUAUACCUAAGCUACAAGGAUCUUCCUCAUCAUCUCAGGACAUGCUUUCUUUACCUUGGUAUCUAUCCAGAGGACUCUGAAAUCCAAAGGAGUGAAUUGAUUAGACAAUGGGUAGCUGAAGGCUUUGUCCACCAUUCACCUGGGCAAAACUUGGAGGACGUUGCUCAGAGUUAUUUCAGUGAGCUUAUCAACAGAGGCUUGAUUCAACCUGCAAACACUAACUACGGGGAGGUGGUUUCUUGCAGAGUACAUGAUGUAAUUCUUGAUUUCAUCCUAAGUUCAUGUACGGAGGCUAAUUUUGUCAGUGUGGCAUACAAUCUAGGAGAAAUUAGAGGUCAGAAUGAAUACAAGAUCCGUCGACUGUUAUUGGACCCGAGAAUUGGUGAUGAAGGAGACACCGCAAUAGCCGGGACAACUGCUACUACCCUGUCACACGUUCGAUCUCUUCAACUGUUUGGAGAACCCCUACCUGUGUUGUUGUUGUCCAAAUAUCUCCGGGUGCUGACAUUGGAAAAUCAAAGGGUCGAUCUGACUACAGUUGGGCAGUUAUUUCAGCUCAGGUAUUUGAAUGUUUCAGCUGGAGCAAUAGAGCUCCCUACUGAAAUACAAGGACUGCAGCAUCUGGCAAUAUUUCAGAUAUUUUGCACAAGUGAAAUAAGAUUGCCGUCAGAGACUGCUCGGUUGCCCCGGCUGCGCCACCUGAUUCUGCCACUGUAUACAAGGCUACUUGAUGGCAUAGGCAGAAUGAAGUCUCUAUGCACUCUCGAAGGAUUCGACGUCUCGGAUGUCCAGAACAUCAACGACCUUGGUGUGCUUAUCAAUCUGAGGGACCUUCAGCUCUACAACAGUCAGGUUCUGACAGAGAUAGAGAUAGAUGCUUUGGUGACCUCACUUGGGAAACUCUGUAACCUCAGAAGUUUGUGCAUCAUUUGUUCAGUCGGACAAUGGACACAUGACGUGAACGACAGACUGGGCUCGUUGUCGUGUCCCCCCUUCCAUCAGAUUCAGAAACUUGAACUGAUACGAUGGCUGCUGCCUAGAGCUCCAAGGUGGAUCAAUGGCGGUCUCCAAAGCCUUAUCCGCCUGAAACUCAGUGUCAAGGAGACAUCAACCGCCGAGGUCCGCGUCCUCGGUGCGCUGCCCUCACUCAAUGACCUCGACCUGUGGGUGCAGAGCUGCCCUCAAGACGAAGCUCCUAUUGCUUUUGGCCCCGGGGGAUUCCCAGCUCUGGAGCACCUGAAGAUCUACUGCGGCGGGGAUUUCUUCUCACGCCUGCGCUUCGAGGCGGGGGUCAUGCCAAAUCUUCAAAAGCUCACUCUGUCAUACAUGGACUCUGAAUGGAGUGGUACUGCACCAGUCGGCGUCGAGCACCUGCUGAACCUCCGAGAGAUGCAAUUGUUUCCGUUUUCUGACAGUGGGAGUGUGGACAACGACCGUAUCAGGCGCGCAUUCACGGGAGUCGUAGAAGCACACGGUAGAAGUCUUGAUGGCGCAGCACUUCGAGUGUGUUCUCACCCCGUACCAAGGACAGUCGCACAGGAACCCCUAAUAGGUGCCAAGCAAUCUUUGGUCUGUUAUAAACGUUGAAAGUAAACAGAUCAAACCGAAAGGGGACACGAGAUUUAACGUGAAAAAUCCAACCAAUACGGAAGGGAAAUAUCACGAGCGCCAGCCAGCAGGAACUUUAAUAUAUCAAGAGUCGGGUUACAGCGCCGUACGGCGGCUUACAAGAAGAUUAUCAUCAAGGAAAAACCCUAAUCCGACGACGGACCUCCGCUACGCUCUAUCACAAGUCGGCAUUUUAUGUGCAACUAAAUUUGGAACACAACUCAACAUGGUCCAACACAGUUUCAGCAUUUUCUCUUCGGGUGUACGACAUUCUCGCCGUUCCUUUUCGUGGCAAUAAACAUUUAUUUACUUGUAUGGUGAAACUCUGUUCACCAGUCAAAAGUAAAACAAACUCUGUUCA
Molecule: messenger RNA, 2504 nt
Organism: Panicum hallii
Lineage: Eukaryota; Viridiplantae; Streptophyta; Magnoliopsida; Poales; Poaceae
Product: putative disease resistance protein At1g50180
Exons: 2
Coding region: 92-2122 (676 amino acids)
Biological process (GO): defense response to other organism
Molecular function (GO): ADP binding
Source: RefSeq, a predicted model, not a curated record